AUGCCUGGAGUGGUAGUCUUGAUACAGGGUGCCAUCACCUGCACAACGGGAUCUAAAUCUACAAGCAUCUGCCGCAAAGCCACCCACGACUGCUCCAACGGUGCCCAGAGCAUGUCACUCACAUUAGACGACACACCGUAUCGCACACUACAAAAGCACCUGAGAUGCUACACUCUAGACGGGUCCGCGCGGCACCGGGAAACAUUGUGUCGGGGUGUAGAGCCGUACGACGCGCGUCCUGCGCCUGGGGUCGAGGCCCAGUUCGCCCUAUCACCGAUGGAACGAGUCCGGUGA
Messenger RNA from Sporothrix schenckii 1099-18, 294 nucleotides. RefSeq lists its product as uncharacterized. The record is from RefSeq and is a predicted model, not a curated record. Bases 1 to 294 code for a protein of 97 amino acids. The transcript has a single exon. NCBI's taxonomy places the organism in Eukaryota, Fungi, Ascomycota, Sordariomycetes, Ophiostomatales, Ophiostomataceae.